AUGGACGAACUACUACGCUCUGAGAUCAUCCAGGGAAACCCCAUUGGGGACGGCCUUGAUGCCUUCCGCGCCUGCUUCAUUGCUGUUUGCGACAGCGCGGGCGCCACCUGCACUCCAGCCGCAAUUGAGCAGCUGGAGCAUCAAGAUCUCCGGAAAGUUGUCCUAUCUUGUCUGAGAGCGGCACAAAACCUCCCAGCUGCCGACCUCCUACCUGCGACGACAGGUCGCGGUAGCCUUCGAAGCGACCUACUGCGGCUUGAGCUCUCGCUCCUCUCGGACGACUUUGACUUCGACCGGAUCAAGCCCCUUCUGACAUCUGCUCUCGCCAACCACCCCGACGAUUCCUCUAUUUGGCAUCAAGUCUACAGCGCCGUUGUUGAGCCCACGCCGCCUCCUCGUUUGAUUGUGUCUUCUCUCCAACAAACGCCAUGGCUGCGUAACACCAGCAGCUUCCCGAACUCAUCCGAGCAUCGCAAAUAUGUCGAUGAUGUGCUGAAGGAGGAGCUUGGCCCUAUGUAUGUCGGGCUCCGCAACUUCCACGACACAUACUUUGGAGGCGUGGUCAGUUUGGAGACUGCAUCCAAGGCUUUCUUUAACCAGUGCCUCGAGGGUAGCGGGCCAAAGUUUGAGGAUGGUUGGGAGGGGUGGCCCAAAGAUGCGAACCAGGAUGAAGUCCUGAGCUGGUUUGCGGGCUUCAUCGAGAAGCUUACGGCAUUCGCGGAUGGCCAGCAGUCGAGCCCAACCCGUCGAUGCGGAAGAAGACCCUUGGCAAAGCCCAACGAGCCGAUUCAUGGUUCUGUGGGGAGACGGAAAAUGGACAUAGGGUUCAUGAAUGAUGCUCAAGCUCAGAAGGACUCGAGAUGCCACUGGUCCCAAGUUCUCGUGGCUGGAGAGCUGAAGAGCAACCCAUCCGCAGACAAAGCGUCGGAGGCAUGGCUCGACCUUGGGAGAUACGCGAGAGAAGUGCUCGCUGCACAGGAUUCCCGUCGCUUCGUCCUGGGCUUUACUAUCUGCGGGUCUCUCAUGAGGGUAUGGGCUUUCGAUAGGGUUGGCGGUAUCGCAUCCGAGCAAUUUGAUAUCAACAAGGACGGGCGUCGGUUCGUGUUCACGGUCCUCGGCUUCCUCUGGAUGAGCGAAGAAGAACUCGGGUUCGAUCCGACAAUAGUGACGGCAAACCACGAACGUUUCAUUGAGAUCGAGCGAAACGGUUCCAGAGAACGGGUCAUCAUCGACGAAGUCAUGCUACGCGCGCGUUGCAUAGCUGGCCGGGCGACAACUUGUUGGAAGGCCCAUCCCGAAGGGCAUCCGGAGAUGGUUCUUGUGAUCAAGGAUUCGUGGCAAUACCCUGAACGCGAUGAGGAGGGCGAUCUGCUGUCCGAGGUGGCGGACAAAGGGGUUAUCAACGUGGCCCGGCAUUACCACCACGAAACCGUUCAGAUACGUGAGACGGACGACGAUGUUCAGAAAAAUGUUCGACGGUGGCUGGAUAUUACUGCGGCAACGAACUACCGACUAGGACGUCCUCUACCGCUAAGUGACGCACUAACGCAUGCGCCGCGGAAAGGCCGCAGCAGCUCUAGCAGGAAGCGGCCAUCCAGCCAAACCGAUUCCCCCUUACCCCCAGGCAAGCGAUCCUGCUCCGUAUCUCCAACAAAGCCCGCCAGCGGAAUGCCAAAUCGGGUGCAUCGGCGUGUUAUUCUCCGGGAUUAUGGAAAGCCUAUCUACAAGGCGAGCUCUCGAUCGGCGCUACUUGCCGCCCUGGCGGGCUGUGUUGAAGGUCACGAGACUUUGCACAAGGCUGGCAUCCUCCACAGAGACGUAUCCAUCAACAAUCUCAUGAUCAACGAGGACGCUGACAACGCCUCCUGGCCUUCGUUUUUGAUCGACCUCGACCUCGCCAUCAGAACUGAACGAGGCGGUGCCUCGGGUGCAAAGGGAAAGACAGGAACGAGGGCCUUCAUGGCAAUCGGUGCUUUGCUAGGGGAGCAGCAUUCCUUCAUGCACGACCUGGAGUCAUUCUUCUGGGUUCUCUUCUGGAUAUGCAUCCGCUACAAUGGGCCAGAUAAGGGCAGAGCCGUCCGAGAGUUUGACAAGUGGAAUUACGUUGAAAUGAAGGAGCUGGCCAAAUUGAAGUUGGGUACAGUGGCGAAGGAGGAAAUCUUCAUGGAGACAGCCACGGACCAUUUCACGCUCUAUUACAAGCCUCUGAUCCCAUGGGUUAACAGGCUGCGACGACAAGUUUUUCCAAUGGACAAGCCAUGGGAGCGGGAGGACCCGGGAUUGUAUUCCGUAUUUAGGGCCAUUCUCCUUGAUGCCCAGCAGGACCCGAAGGUAUUAGGCAAUGUAUAG
Messenger RNA from Sodiomyces alkalinus F11, 2349 nucleotides. RefSeq lists its product as hypothetical. Bases 1 to 2349 code for a protein of 782 amino acids. The record is from RefSeq and is a predicted model, not a curated record. Gene Ontology annotation, biological process: protein phosphorylation. Gene Ontology annotation, molecular function: protein kinase activity. The transcript is spliced from 2 exons. Lineage: Eukaryota; Fungi; Ascomycota; Sordariomycetes; Glomerellales; Plectosphaerellaceae.